UUAAAUCGUCACAAUAAAAAUUAUUAUUAAUCAUAUAAUGCGCGGGAACUUUGUUCGAAAACAGUUAGGUAGUUGCAGCUUGAGAAAGAAGAAGAAGCAACAAUCUCCUUCCACAGACGCAGAGAUUUUGAAAUGGAACAAGGCCAUCUCCACUCACAUGCGCAAUGGCGAAUGCGACUCAGCUCUCCGCUUAUUCGACUCGAUGCCUCAUCGAACCUCCGUCUCCUACAACACCAUGAUCUCUGGCUACCUCAGGAACGGCCACUUCCACCUUGCAACCAACCUGUUCGACAAAAUGCCCCAAAGGGAUUUGUUUUCCUGGAAUGUCAUGCUUACUGGAUACAUCAGGAAUCGGAGGCUCGGUGAUGCCCGCAAGCUGUUUGAACGAAUGCCCCAAAAGGAUGUUGUGUCCUGGAAUGCCAUGCUCUCUGGGUAUGCCCAGAAUGGCUAUGUAGACGAUGCAAGAGAGGUGUUUGAGAACAUGCCUGAAAAGAAUUCCAUCUCGUGGAAUGGGCUGCUCGCAGCUUAUGUUCAGAACGGAAGAUUCGAGGAGGCUUGUCGCUUGUUUGAGUCCAAGUCAAACUGGGAUUUGAUUUCUUGGAACUGUUUGAUGGCUGGGUAUUUGAAGAGGAACAUGUUAGGUGGUGCUAGGCGGCUUUUUGACCAGAUGCCUGUUAGGGAUAACAUUUCGUGGAAUACUAUGAUUACCGGUUAUGCCCAGGAUGGAGAUAUGCUGGAAGCCAGGAGAUUGUUCAAUGAGUGUCCAGUACAGGAUGUGUUCUCGUGGACAGCAAUGGUGUCGGGAUAUAUACAGAAUGGGAUGUUGGAUGAAGCAAGAAGGAUUUUUGAUGAAAUGCCUUUGAAAAAUGAGGUCUCAUACAAUGCAAUGGUUGCUGGAUAUGUGCAGAGCAAGGAAAUGGACAUAGCAAGGGACUUGUUUGAGGCAAUGCCUUGUCGGAAUAUUAGUUCAUGGAAUACCAUGAUUACUGGAUAUUGUCAGAAUGGUGAUAUAACCCAGGCUAGGAACUUGUUUGAUAAGAUGCCUCAGCGUGAUUCUGUGUCUUGGGCAGCUAUAAUUGCUGGUUAUGCUCAGACUGGUCAUUAUGAAGAGGCUUUGAACAUGUUUGUUGCGAUGAAACGAGAUGGAGAAAGUUUAAAUAGGGGUACCUUUAGUUGUGCUUUGAGCUCUUGUGCUGAUAUUGCAGCUUUGGAGUUAGGGAAACAAGUUCAUGGGCAAGCGGUGAAGACGGGAUAUGAGAUGGGGUGUUUUGUUGGGAAUGCACUUCUUGCAAUGUAUUUUAAAUGUGGCAGCAUAGACGAAGCUUAUGAUAUGUUUGAAGCAAUAGAAGAGAAAGACAUCGUCUCUUGGAACACAAUGUUAGCUGGUUAUGCUAGGCAUGGAUUUGGCAAACAGGCCUUAUCAGUAUUCGAGUCGAUGAACAAAGCAGGUGUUAAACCAGAUGAAAUUACAAUGGUGGGUGUUCUGUCUGCCUGUAGUCAUACUGGCUUGAUUGACAAGGGAACUGAAUAUUUUUAUUCAAUGAAUGAGGUUUACGGUAUAACACCAAAUCCAAGACAUUAUGCUUGCAUGAUUGAUCUUCUUGGUAGAGCUGGGCGCCUGGAAGAAGCACAAAAUUUAAUGAGAAGCAUGCCUUUCGAACCAAGUGCUGCAGCAUGGGGUACUCUACUAGGUGCUAGCCGGAUUCAUGGCAAUACCGAGCUGGCUGAAAAGGCUGCUGAGAUGGUUUUCAAGAUGGAGCCUCAUAACACAGGAAUGUAUGUCCUUCUUUCAAAUCUAUAUGCAACUUCAGGCAGAUGGGUCGAUGUUGGUAAGAUGAGAUCAAAAUUGAGGGACGCCUGUGUGCAGAAAGUACCUGGGUAUAGUUGGGUUGAGGUACAAAACAAAAUUCAUAAAUUCACAGUUGGGGACCGCGUCCACCCAGAAAGAGACAGAAUAUAUGCUUUCUUAGAAGAGUUAGAUCAGAAAAUGAAGCUUGAUGGGUAUGUUUCAUCAACCAAAUUGGUUCUGCAUGAUGUGGAAGAGGAAGAAAAGGAGCACAUGCUCAAGUAUCACAGUGAGAAAUUGGCUGUAGCAUUUGGAAUUCUGACCAUACCUGCUGACAGACCAAUACGUGUCAUGAAAAACUUGCGUGUGUGUCAAGACUGUCAUAAUGCCAUCAAACACAUAUCCAAGAUUGUUGGAAGGUUGAUAAUCUUGAGGGACUCCCAUCGCUUUCAUCACUUCAGUAACGGAAUUUGUUCUUGUGGAGAUUAUUGGUAAGAGUGGAGAGAAUAUUAUUAAAAAGAUGAGGAGAUUAAUGUGAUGAAAGAGUUGCUAAGAAGUAGCACUGAGAAGUUCAUUGAUGGACGCUUCGUUCGUGGCGGAAUUAAUGUCCAAGUACUUCACCCGCCGCAAAAUUAUAAUCUGAUUGUGGAAUCAGUGAGCUCGUUUCUUUUCAGAAUGAAUUCUGGAUUUCAGCAUUGACUUCAGCUUUGAAUUUGAGAGCUUCCAAAGUCCUGAUUCUGAUUUGCUAGAUGAGGCAGCUGUAUUCAUUUCUGGUGCACCUGAUGCUGACAUGUUUUCAUCUAACAACCUUGAUACUGCCUGCAAAGUUUAUUCAUAAAAUUGAAAAUGAAGCAGAUGAUGAUAUCCAAGAUUUAGAACCAUGGUGUCAGCAGAAAGCAUACCUCGAUUCUGAAUUUGAGGAGCACAACUGUACCCUUUGACAAGAAGAAAUUGUUAAGAGUAAAAAGUGGUCUAGAGCAAACAAGAUUGUGAAGUCCUAACAAGGUAUUUGAAUGAAAAUGUCCAAAAAAACCAAUACUAUUCUUUGCAUUCUCAAUAAGCUGGAUUAUAAGAACCAAAGAUGAAUGGUUUCGUUGAACACCAGUUAGUUGGAUACCUCAUAUUUUAAUGUAGUGUGAUUGAAAAAAUAAUCAAUGAAAAAAGAAUCA
Molecule: messenger RNA, 2955 nt
Organism: Arachis stenosperma
Lineage: Eukaryota; Viridiplantae; Streptophyta; Magnoliopsida; Fabales; Fabaceae
Product: pentatricopeptide repeat-containing protein At4g02750
Exons: 2
Coding region: 38-2281 (747 amino acids)
Biological process (GO): RNA modification
Molecular function (GO): protein binding; zinc ion binding; RNA binding
Source: RefSeq, a predicted model, not a curated record